Molecule: messenger RNA, 3094 nt
Organism: Amaranthus tricolor (Joseph's coat)
Lineage: Eukaryota; Viridiplantae; Streptophyta; Magnoliopsida; Caryophyllales; Amaranthaceae
Exons: 6
Coding region: 689-2854 (721 amino acids)
Source: RefSeq, a predicted model, not a curated record
CUGAUUCUCCGUAUUUUGAUUUUAUUGUUAGUUUUCGUUAGUUUACAGAAACCAAAAGCAAGGAUUAAAAAACCAAAGUAUAAAUUGGAAAGAGAAAAAUAGAAGAUAAGAGGAGGAAAGAAAAAGGAAGAAAACAAGUCAUGGUUAUUAUGCCAAACACUGCAUUACCAACCUUUCAACUUGUUUCCUCUUCCAAACGACGCAAAAAAAAGUAGAUAACCCAUUUCACCGUUUUAUUGCAUCUUUUUUCCUCUUCUUAUUUAACCCAUUUUAAAAAGAAUUGAAAUUUGUUAUUUUGAUGAAUUAAUUGAUAAUGGGUUGUUUCCCUAAUUGGCUAAGCGGUCCAGAUGAACAUCAAUCAGGAGUUGUGUAUGUUUCGUCGCUUACGAGUAUUGUGGUGAUGCAUAUUUGAGAUUGAAGUUAUGGAUAGGUGAUUAGAAUGAUUGGUGUUGUAUAAUCCGUUGUUAGUUAGUUUAUGAAUAAGAUUACUAGUGUUUGGUAAUGAUUUGGUAUAAUUUUCCUAAACGGGUAUUGAAAAUGGAAUUCAAUUCUUUGCACUAGUUAGUGUUUGAGCUACUGGAAAAGGAAGAGAUGAUCUAGUUGGAGGAACAUUGCGUUACAUGGGUAGGGUGGGUUUAAGAUAGAACCAUUAUUUCGAGAUUUAUACAAAGGAGUAGAGAAUUUGACAAUGGGGUUGCCUCAAGUAUCCUCUAGUGAAUCUAAUGAGGAAUGUCGGUCACAAUCGAGUCCGUGCACUGAAAAUCCAGCCCAUUGUUGUAACAUGAGCACAUGUGAUCGGGACGAAUUGGGUGUUGUCCAGGUAAGUAUACCGUGUAGGGAUUCGUCAUUAUCUCCAAAAGGAGAAAUUUUAAGGAACGGUAAGGACGGUAUUGGUACUUCUGAUGAAUCUUUUAAGCCAAUAAGGAAUAAAGAUAUUGUGCCGUAUGCUCCUAUGGUGAAAUUUGUGCCAGGUGAUAUUGGCUGUAGGAAUGCUAAACAGGAGGGGGAUGUUAUUCCUGUUUCAAGGAUUGUAGGUUUUCAAGCAAAUGAAACUACGAUAUGUUCUCGGGAAUUGAAUGAAAGUAGAUGUUCUGGUAAGGUUGAUCAUGAUGUGAAUGAUGCUGGAUCGUGUGGUGUAGUAUUUAGAAAGAAAUUGUUGUCUCCUUUGAGCAAAUUGAUUUUGCCAGACAACUGUAGACGUGAUGUUUUGAAUCCGGGAUUUGGAUCGUUGUCCCCCGUAAGAACUGAGAAUGCUUGUACCAUAGGGAUACAGGACCUUAGAGUAGCAAAUGAUGGAUCAAUGGAUCAGUUGAGUACCCCAAUCUCAUCACUCUAUCACCGCAGAGGAUGGAUAAAUGCAUCGUUUGAAAGCUGUAAAAAGGCUUCAUAUUUUAUGGUCGAUGGCUCAUCAUCAGUAGACCCGGAACCAUGUGAUUUUUCUAUGUCCCCUCCGGGAGGCAGAAACUUGGAAAAAGCAAACAUACGCAGUCAUGUUGGGAGUAACUUAUUAUGCAUAGAGAGAAAGACCUCCAUUUCUCUUCCAUCAUCGCCCCUUGGUCGGAAAUCUUGUGAAAGAAUGGAGAUUGCAGAUGGAAUUAGGACUACUACAAGACGGUUGGAGAAUGAUUAUAGUAACAUUGAACUAUCACUUGAUGGGUCUGUUGCUUGUACACUGUAUUCCGCAGAAAAAGAGGUGUGUAAUGUCACGGAAAAAUCAAUGGACGGCUUUCAGUCGUCAUCCUUUGAUUCUGCUGGUGGGUUAACUUGGCCAACCUUUCAUGAUUUAGGCCCUAGACUAGGCUUUAGGGCAGUUAGAACUUUUGGUGGGAAUUGUGCGCGUAGGUCAUUGGUUGGCUCAUUUGAAGAGUCCCUUUUGUCCGGUAGAUUCUCCUUUGGGAGUGUACAUCAGAAAAUCGAUGGGUUUCUUGCUGUUCUAUGUGUUAGCGGAGGAAGUUUCUCGCCGCAAUCACAGAAACUUCCAUUUUCCGUUACAAGCGUGGAUGGAGAUAGUUACUUGCUCUAUUAUGCAUCCAUAGCUCUUCCGGGCAAGUCUGCUUCCAGUGGGAGUAAUGUCCAGAAGUUUAGAAGAAGCCUCAGCAAUGAUGAGGCAAAAGCUACUAGAAAUCGACUGCGCAUUCCCAUGAAAGGACGAAUACAGCUGGUCCUUAGCAACCCGGAAAAGACCCCUAUUCAUACCUUCUUUUGCAACUAUGAUUUAAGUGACAUGCCUGCGGGUACCAAGACAUUCCUGCGCCAAAAGACAACUCUUGCAUCCGCCAAAUAUUUUGCUGUACCCGAUCAACAUAAAGUUUGUGAGACACCCUUAAAGGAGGAGAGUGAAGCUGCUAUAGAUAUCGGUAUGCUAUCAAUAAAUGGUUGUGAAGAGAAUCCGAGAGAUACAAGCAGUAAAAUAAGAUCUUUUCCGAUCAAAGGUCAGGGAUGCUUUAACUUAGCAAGUUCUUAUGAUAAAGGGGAACAGGAGAAUGUGUGUAGAAACCGGGGACAGAUAGACGCUGCUUCCAAUGUAUAUAAACAUGAAUGUCAGGACACUUGCAAUGUUAAUUUCUGUGAGGCCGCGUGUAAUGUAACUGAGAAAAUGGGCUCUCCUGGUUCAUUUAAGGUCAAAGAGAACUCGAGCAGUUCCGGAGUUCUGCGGUAUGCUCUGCAUCUUCGUUUCUUGUGCCCUCCAUUGAAGGGGCGUAAAUCUGGAGAAAAUCAGCGGGAAAGAAGAUUCUACUUGUACAAUGACCUAAGGGUUGUGUUUCCUCAAAGACAUACUGAUUCCGAUGAAGGCAAGUUGAACGUAGAAUACGAUUUCCCAGCAGAUCCCAAGUAUUUCGACAUCGGGGACUGAUCAAGUGUAUUAUUAUCUCCAGCCAUAUUUACAGUUCAAUAACACAUUGUACAUGUUUAUCAUCAUCAUACCCAGUGUAUUCCGUUUAUAGGAAUUCUACGAGCAGGGUCUGGGACGUUGUACAUACUGUAAAAUGUAAAUACAAAUCAAGUGUCCAUGAUGGACUCUGUUAAACUUCUUUCUCUUUUGUACAGGUAACUCUAAAUUCAAAAUAAUAAAAUUAUGCAAUUUAAUUACUCA